UUUGAUUAGUGUCUCGCAACCAUUGGUCGAGUCAAGUCUGAUUUAAUCGGCAAUAGAUUCGUUGAUCAAUUAAAAAAUACUCGAUUGAAAAAGCUUGCAUUGCAAUAUAAUCUGUUGAAUUUCAUUUGUGAGCUCUGUCGGCAAUAGAAUUGUUGAUCAAUUUAAAGAUAUUUGAUUAAAAAAGCUUGCAAAAUAAUCGAGUUGAGUCGCGAGAGUUGAAAAUAGAAAGGUAAGCAGCAAAUCAUAAGGGAUGGCAAGUUUCCUGUCAGGACCGGCAGCGCAGUUGGUUGGCGCUGGCAUGCAAGCCAUCGGGGUGGGUAUUCCCGUAGGAGAGACCUCGACUAAGGUAAUCGACGGUUUGCGUAACGUUGGGGUACCGGUGCCCCCAAAGACCUGGUUCAAGCGCAAGGACGACGACAAAGAUCAGCAGCAGAUAAGGCAUCGUCGAGCAAAGGACGAACGCUCCAACAAGACUGUCUAUGACAAGCUCGAGGCUCACGUGAACGGCGUGAUACAGGUCGUCAAGCCGGUGAUUGAGCUGAAAAACCUAGUGCGCGAAAACUGCUGCAAAUCCGCCGAGCGUCCCAGACGAGCAAGCUCUCAAUCUCCCACAGACGACCUAAAAUAUUACACACCUCAGAAGUGCUCCUCGAAGGCCUGCAAUCCGUUUAAUGAUCAAAAAUUAGCCUCUCCCAAGCGUAAAGCUGCGAAUAAGCGUGAGAAACGCCCUUGCGCCAAACUACAGUACAACAGCUCCGAUGAAGAGGAGCAGCACUGCAUCUGCUGCUCCAGAUCGAGAUCGCUGUUCAAGCUGCCUUGCGGCCGCCUUAUUUGUUCCAAGUGUGACGAGACAGCAGAUCACGAAUUAGAAUUAAACAUGCCUCGCACCAAAACACGACGAACGCAGAAUCCAGUUGCCAUUAUAGAUUUAACUGAGGAUUCACCUUCCAACACAUCUUUGAGAUUAUCAAGGAUUCGACCAAGAACUGAAGAAUUGCAUGCCGAUAGCAACGGCGACGAUAAAAUUGUAAUUCCAUUAGAUGAUUCCACUGAAGAUUCUGAUGGCGAUGUGGAAGAUUUGGGUAUUCAUAGAAACAGUAGGACAGCAAUUGUAGUUAAUCUUGACGAUACAGUACUCUUAGAUGAUAAACCAAGUGAGAAAACUAUAGAUAAGCAAUUAGUGUUAAAUGAAUCACAAAAUAAAAAAGGAAGCUUAUCCUGUCCUAUAUGCUUUGAAAGUCUAUCAGAUGAUAACAUGAUACCUAUGUCUACUCCUUGUGGACAUGUGUAUUGUUUAGUAUGUUUGAAAAAAAUUACAGAAGAAAAAAGAAAAUGUGCACUUUGCCAGAGAUCAAUUUCUUUAGGCAAAUGCAUACGUCUUCAUAUAUAGGGAAAUUUAGAUUGAAAAUUACGUUUUAAACAUAAAAAUUUAAUUGUAUCAAGUGUAUUUAUUAUCCUAGAAAUUUGACAAAGAAUAGAAUGUUAUAUACAAUUUUAAUUAAUAUCAAUAUUGAAAAAAUGAAUAAAUUAAAGAUAUUUGUACUAAACAUUUUAAGAAUUAUUCUAUCUGUUUUUACAUUCUUCUUUAUAUACAUACAUAUUCCAGUAUAAUUUUGUUAAAGUUGGGCAGAUAAUAAAGUCUACUAAUUUAAAUCAGUAUUCCUAUUGUUA
Messenger RNA from Phymastichus coffea, 1671 nucleotides. RefSeq lists its product as uncharacterized. The transcript has 5 exons. NCBI's taxonomy places the organism in Eukaryota, Metazoa, Arthropoda, Insecta, Hymenoptera, Eulophidae. The coding region runs from base 251 to 1390 and encodes 379 amino acids. The record is from RefSeq and is a predicted model, not a curated record.